This is a messenger RNA of Hymenoscyphus albidus, 764 nucleotides long. The record is from the annotation of a GenBank genome assembly. Lineage: Eukaryota; Fungi; Ascomycota; Leotiomycetes; Helotiales; Helotiaceae.
AUGACGCCUUUUAUGAGGAACAAUGUUGAUUUCGAGAGUAUCUCUCGAGACGAGAUUUUGGCAACGUUCAACUUUGUUAUUAUUGGUGGUUCUGAGAGCUCAGCAACCGCCUUGACUGGAAUAUUUAACCACUUGUCGAGGAAGGAAAACAGAGACAUUCUUGGGACGUUGUGUGCUGAUAUUCGGGGUAAGUUCGAAACUCAGCGAGAUAUUACUUUCGAUUCAAUUCAAGAGAUUCCUAACCUCGAAGCAGUAAUUAGUGAAGGCCUGCGAUUAUGCAACCCUGUCCCAGGAGGGCUACCUCGUGUUGUACCAGAGGGAGGAGAUACCUACUGUGGAAUAUUCCUUCCUGAAGGCGUAAGUUCAUCCUUUGAUUAUUUGCAAGCUGAGAAUACCAACCUCCACUUGUAGACUCGCCUAGAAGCCCGUAACUUCGCAAUAAAUCGAUCCCAAAAAUAUUUCGACAAUCCAGACAAGUUCGCCCAGAGAGAUGGCUUCCAGAAAAUCAGCGAUCUGAGGAAUACUCAGAGGAUAGACUCUCUGCUAGUAAACCUUUUACCUCUGGCUUCCAUUGCUGUCUUGGGAGGCCGCUGGCGAUGCUUGAGUUGAGGUUGGUUAUCAUUAAGGUUCUUCUUGCUUUUGACGUAUCGGUGGAUUCUGCGGACAGUGUCAACUUCGAUGACUUUCCGGUCAUUAUGUUGAUUCAGAAACUUCCUAUGGUACUCCGACUUAAGUCAAGAGAUGUUGGUAUAGAGGUGGUCUAG